GAGCGCCGCGUGCUCUUCCACACCCAGCUGGUCAACCCCCGCGCCAUCGCCGUCGACCCCCUGCGAGGCAACCUCUACUGGACGGACUGGAAUCGGGAAGCACCCAAAAUCGAAACAUCCACCGUCGAUGGAGCCAACAGGAGGGUCCUGGUGAACAGGGACAUUGGGCUGCCCAACGGCCUCACCUUCGACCCCUUCUCCAAGCUGCUGUGCUGGGCAGAUGCAGGCACCAAGCACCUGGAGUGCAUGCUCCCCGACGGCUCGGGCCGGCGCGUCAUCCAGGAGAACCUCAACUACCCCUUCAGCCUCAUCAGCUACGCCAACCACUUCUACCACACCGACUGGAGACGGGAUGGUGUGAUAGCUAUUGAUAAAGAAACUGGUGCCUUUACUGACGAGUAUCUUCCAGAGCAGCGCUCCCAUCUCUAUGGAAUAACUGCAGUUUAUCCUUACUGCCCUGGAGGUUACUACAAUAAUUGA
Molecule: messenger RNA, 480 nt
Organism: Merops nubicus (carmine bee-eater)
Lineage: Eukaryota; Metazoa; Chordata; Aves; Coraciiformes; Meropidae
Gene: NID2
Product: nidogen 2 (osteonidogen)
Exons: 5
Source: RefSeq, a predicted model, not a curated record